This is a messenger RNA of Botrytis porri, 719 nucleotides long. RefSeq lists its product as uncharacterized. Lineage: Eukaryota; Fungi; Ascomycota; Leotiomycetes; Helotiales; Sclerotiniaceae. The record is from RefSeq and is a predicted model, not a curated record. The transcript has a single exon. The coding region runs from base 474 to 719 and encodes 81 amino acids.
CGUUUUCUGUCAUAUCAGAUAUUUCGGGAAUUUUUGGGAUUCGUCGGAAGAACUGUUUGUCCUCCUUCUCUUGAGUCUUCACAAAUUAAUGGCGUGUUUCAUUGGUUGACGCGGGUGAGUUAACGAUGAAUCACUUUGCAUUCUGAUCCUGAUUUGGGAUGACCACUUCAGCUUGCCGAGAUUGAAGUUAUCAUCGGAUUUAAAAUGCUGUGAAGAGAAAUCACUGCGGAUUACGGUUUUGCGAACGUUGCAAUAUAAUGUCACUCCAUAUCACUUUUUUCAUCUUUCUCAGCUGACCAACAAAUAUACAUGGCACCAGGGGGGGAUUUGCCCACUUUCAAGCUCUUUGUCUGCACAUUUCCCUGCUAUUCCGCUCUCUUCCCCUCUUUCUGAUUUUUCAUCUCCACUCUUGUCCCAUAAUUCGUCUUCUAAGAUGAUCAACUCGGACGUGCCCAGCCAAACAAUUGAAUAAAAUGUCCGUGGCUUCCGCCGACAGGAUCCAGAGACGGAGUGCGCAGCGUGGAUUAUCAAGGAUGAGUAUUGAAAUCCUUCGAUUUCGAAAGGCAACAAGUGAUCGCAAACGAGAAAUAUCUUUACCCUUCGGUUCCACUAUCUUGUGGUACUCUACUUCGUAUACUCGCGACAUUGGACCAAAAGGGGAGAAACAGCUUGCACAUCCAUCCAUCGUUGAAAGUAUUUCUCGGAAGAGCGGGCAUUGA